CAACGUUAAGUCUGUGAACUAGGACAUUUUGCACACUCAAACAGUGGAUGCUUGGCUAGCGGAUUGAAUUGGCCGUUUCUCACUAACGUUAUAAGGAAGUGAUUCAUUCCCGGGAAAUAUMUUUAAGUGUAAUUUCUAUUCUGAAUUAAAUAGGUAUUGCAUGGGGUAACAACCUUGGCAUUUCUAUUCCGCGCGUGGGACAUUGUAUUAGCUUUCGAGAUAGCAAGAGAUAUGUGAAGGCCUCCCCSUUUUUGUCUAGCUACCUAAUAAGUAUCAGCGUUACAAUUUAAAUAACUACAUCAGUGUUAAUUUUGCUCGAGUUUUGUUUUGUUGAAAGUAACUAGCUAGCUACAUCGCUGAACUUGGCUAAAUAACGUUAGCUAACGAGCAAAAUUAAUAGCUAACGGUAGCUAAACAAAAUAGUACGCGCUAGUCUCGCUGUUGGUGCCGAACGCUUGUGCUAUGGGCUUGCUGUCACAAGGGUCACCGCUCAACUGGGAAGAAACCAAAAAGUAUGCAGACCAUGUCAGGAAGCAUGGCAUCGUUCAGUUUCUCAACAUCUAUAACAAGGUGAAAGAACGACAGAAGGAUGUAUUGUUAUGGGGUGAUGAGGUGGAAUACAUGUUGAUUGAAAUGGAUGAGAAAAAUGAAAAGGUUCGUCUUGUUCUCAAUGGUGGGGAGGUUUUGGAAACCCUUCAAGACAAAGGUGAAAAGACAAACCCCAACCAUCCUACCCUUUGGAGGCCAGAGUAUGGCAGCUACAUGAUCGAAGGGACUCCGGGGCAGCCAUACGGUGGGACGAUGUCAGAGUUCAACACAGUGGAGGACAACAUGGGAAAGAGGAGGCGAGAGGCCUCAUCUGUGCUGAAUAAGAAUGAAACCCUUGCCACCAUCACAUCAUUCCCAAGGUUAGGUUGUCCAGGCUUCACACAGCCAGAGUACAACCCAACACCUGUUGAAAAAGGAGUGUCCAAAUCACUGUUUUUCCCAGAUGAAGCCAUAAACGGACACCCAAGAUUCAGCACCCUGACCAGAAACAUUCGUCACAGAAGAGGAGAGAAGGUAGUGAUCAACGUACCCAUCUUUAAAGACAAGUGCACUCCAUCUCCAUUUGUGGAGAAGUUUCCGGAGGAUGAUGGGGAGGCCGCCAGAGCAGCGCUCCCUGAUCACAUCUACAUGGAUGCCAUGGGCUUCGGAAUGGGCAACUGCUGUCUUCAGGUGACAUUCCAAGCUUGCAGCAUUGAAGAGGCGAGGUACCUUUAUGACCAACUAGCAACAUUCUGCCCCAUAGUGAUGGCCCUCAGUGCUGCUUCGCCGUUUUACAGAGGCUAUGUGUCAGACAUUGAUUGUCGCUGGGGAGUUAUUUCUGCCUCGGUGGAUGACAGGACUGGGGAAGAGAGAGGGCUGAAGCCUUUGAAAAGCAACAAAUUUCGAAUCUUGAAAUCAAGAUAUGAUUCAAUCGACAGCUACCUCUCCAGUUGUGGCGAUAAGUACAAUGACAUAGAUCUGACAAUAGACGAGGAGAUCAACAAACAGUUGCUGGAUGCAGGGAUCGACAAACUGCUGGCCCAACACAUAGCCCAUCUUUUCAUCCGGGAUCCGCUGUCACUCUUUGAGGAGAAAAUUCACCUGGAUGAUGAAAACGAGUCGGAUCACUUUGAGAAUCUGCAGUCAACCAACUGGCAGACAAUGAGGUUCAAACCUCCUCCUCCAAACUCGGACAUCGGAUGGCGAGUUGAGUUCCGCCCCAUGGAGGUGCAACUUACCGAUUUUGAAAACUCUGCUUACGUUGUUUUCAUCGUCCUGCUCACCAGGGUUAUCUUGUCCUAUAAACUGGACUUUCUCAUCCCCUUGUCAAAGGUUGACGAAAACAUGAAAGUGGCCCAGGAAAGAAAUGCAGUCCAAGAGGGCAUGUUUUACUUCCGGAAGGACAUCUAUAAAGGCUGUAACCCUGUCCUCGAUAGCUCCUCAGUGGCCCAGAACGGCUUGGACAGUGAGGGUGACAAUGAGUACAUACUGAUGAGCAUUGACACAAUCAUCAAUGGAAAGGAAGGAGUUUUUCAAGGGCUGAUACCAAUCCUUAACUGCUACCUGGAAAACAUGGAGGUGGACGUCGAUACAAGAUGCACCAUCCUGAACUACCUGAAGCUCAUCAAGAGACGCGCCUCAGGUGAACUGAUGACCAUGGCAAAGUGGAUGAGGGAGUUUGUCGACAAGCACACUCAAUACAAGCAAGACAGCGUAAUAACUGACAAAAUAAACUACGACUUACUCCGCAAGUGUGACAGUAUCUCAAAAGGRGAGGAGCGAUGCCCAGAACUUAUUGGAGACCCAGUCAAUCGGGGCAAAUAAACCAAUUGUCACAGCUGUAAUCAAUGAAUUAAUGUGUUGUCCAUCAUCAAUGAUGCACGUGAAAAGAGAGCCUGAAURUCUGGCUGAACAAAGAAGUGGUCCAAACUACACUAAACAAAAAUAUAAACGCAACAUGUAAAGUGUUGGUUUCAUGAGCUGAAAUAAAAAAUCCCACAAAUGUUCCGUACGCACAAAAACGUAUUAAUCUCAACUUUUGUGCACAAAUUUGUUUACAUCCAUGUUAGUGGGCAUUUCUCCUUUGCCACGAUAAUCCAUCUACCUGACAGGUGUGGCGUAUCAAUAAGUUGAUUAAACAGCAUGAUCAGUACACAGGUGUACCUUGUGCUGUGGACGAAAAGAGCACUGUAAAAUGUGCCGUCAAGUUUUGAGUGUCCACCAGAGCUGUUGCCAGAGAAUUGAAUGUUAAUUUCUCUACCGUAAGUCUGUCGUUUAAGAGAAUUUGGCAGUAAGUCCAACCGGCCUCAGCUGUAGACCAUUUGUAACCACGCCAGCCCAGGACCUCCGCAUCCAGCUUCUUUGACUGAGAGCAGCCCCCCAGACAGCUGAUGAAACUGGGUUUGCACAACUGAUUAAUUUCUGCAAAUAAACUCAGAAACCGUCUCAGGGAAACUAAUCUGCGUGCUCGUCACCCUCACCAGGGUCUUGAACUGACUGCAGUUCGGCGUCGUAACCAAUUUCAGCAGGCACAUGCUCACCUUCAAUAGCCACUGGCACGCUGGAGAAGUGUGCUCUUCACGGAUGAGUACCGUUUUCAACUGUACCGUGCAGACUGUAUAUGGCAUCGUGUGUGCGAGCGGUUUGCUGAUGUCCACGUUGUGAACAGAGUGCCAUGGUGGCGGUGGGSUUAUGGUAUGUGCAGGCAUA
Molecule: messenger RNA, 3237 nt
Organism: Salvelinus sp. IW2-2015
Lineage: Eukaryota; Metazoa; Chordata; Actinopteri; Salmoniformes; Salmonidae
Product: glutamate--cysteine ligase catalytic subunit
Biological process (GO): glutathione biosynthetic process
Cellular component (GO): glutamate-cysteine ligase complex
Molecular function (GO): glutamate-cysteine ligase activity
Source: RefSeq, a predicted model, not a curated record